This is a messenger RNA of Ceratitis capitata (Mediterranean fruit fly), 552 nucleotides long. RefSeq names its product metallothionein-1-like. The transcript is spliced from 3 exons. NCBI's taxonomy places the organism in Eukaryota, Metazoa, Arthropoda, Insecta, Diptera, Tephritidae. The record is from RefSeq and is a predicted model, not a curated record. Gene Ontology annotation, molecular function: metal ion binding. Bases 134 to 304 code for a protein of 56 amino acids.
CAGUGGGUAGUUCAGUGUAACAGCUUUUGGCGCUUACAAACCUAAACUUGUGUGAAUAACAAAACCAAAGUGAAUUUUUUCGCUGAAUUUCUUCAAGUGUAAAAGGAAAACACAAACAAAUUCAAACAACAAAAUGGUCUGCCCAUGUGGAAGCGGUUGCAAAUGCGGUUCGGAGCCUAAAACUGGCAACUGUGGUUGCGGUUCGGCGUGCAAGUGCUGUCCCUGCGGAAGCGGUUGCAAAUGCGGCACACAAACACAAAGUGGCAGCUGCGGUUGCGGUUCGGGCUGUAAAUGUGGUCAAUAGAUAGUGGUAUUACAUUUCAUUUGUAGAAAUAACCGUACCUUAUUAGGUUUAAGUUACACACUUUUUAUUUAUUUCAAAAAUGUUAUUGUUAAAUUAGGCUUAAAAACAUAAUGCAUAUGUAUGUAUAUAUGCAUCUACAAAUAUUAUAAAAGAAUGCAGACUAAAAGUAUAUCACAUUUUGUUAUCAAUAAACAACAUACAUAAAUAAACAAAAAAAUAAAAAAAUUGCACAUAUUUCUCUCUCACAA